CACAAGAAAUCCAUUACUAUUUCAACUCUUUUAAGAGAGAAUAUGGGGUUCUCACAAAAGCUCUGUCCAUUGGUCUUCCUGCUUUUGUCCUUCCUUGCUUUUUCAUUCUUAUCGUCUUCUUCUUCAGCAACACAACUCUGCUCCGAUGAGCAGGCUAUUGCUUUGUUGCAAUUCAAGAAUUCUAUUUCCAUCAAUAAGAGUACUGCUCUUUCUGAGUGGUGUGAAUCUUAUUAUGGCAUUAAAUCUAAGACAGAGUCAUGGAAGGAGGGUACAGACUGUUGCUCGUGGGACGGCAUCACUUGUGAGAAUGUCACAGGUAAUGUACUUGAUCUUAAUCUCAGCUGUAGCGGCCUUUAUGGCUCCUUCCCUUCCAACAGCAGCCUUUUUCUCAUCAAAAGCUUGCAAAGCCUCAAUCUUUCCCACAAUGAUUUUAACCUUUCCAAGAUUCCAAGAGAAAUUGGUCAGUUUGUGAGCUUAAAACACCUUGACCUUUCUUAUUCCUUGUUCUCAGGACAAGUUCCGAACGAGAUCACCCACCUUUCUAAGUUAGUUUCACUUAAUCUCUCUAAUUCUGAGUUGAAACUUGAAAAAACAACUUUCAAGAAUCUUGCUCAAAACUUCAGUGAGAUAAGAGAACUUAUCCUUAGGGCAGUGAACUUGUCAUCUUUGAAUCCUCGUUUCGUAAUGAAUCUUUCUUCUUCUUUGAUUGAUCUUGAUCUUUCUUUUUCUGACUUAAAAGGAAAAUUUCCACACAACAUUCUCCAGUUUCCAAAUCUUAAGUCUCUUACAUUAGGUGGAAGUGAACAACUUACUGUUAGUCUUUCAAGGUCUAAUUUGAGUAGUCCUCUUGAAUUUUUGUAUCUAUACGACAUGAAUUGCUCAGAACUUUUUCACUCGGUCAGCAAGUUGAAGUCAUUGAAAGUUUUAUCUCUAUGUUCCUGCAACUUGAAAGGUUCCAUUCCAUCUUCAAUAGGGAACUUAUCACAGCUUAGUAUGGUGGACCUUUCAUGGAACCAUUUAGGUGGUAGAUUUUCAGAGUUAGUCUAUUUGGACUUAAAUUCUAACUUAUUCAACGGAACAAUUCCUAGCUCUAUAACAAAUGUUGUGAAUCUUACUUCUCUUGAUUUAUCAGCAAAUGACUUGAAUGAGUCAAGUGAUUUAGAAAGAUUAGACCUUUCAAAUAAUAAGAUUGAAGGCCAAAUUCCUGAAUGGAUGUGGAAUGUGGGGAAGGAUACUUUGAAUUAUCUAAAUCUUUCUCACAACUCCUUGAUGGCUUUAGAGCAGAUCCCUUGGAGGAACAUGCAAAUUCUUGACUUCCGAUCCAAUAUGCUUCGAGGAGUAUUUCCAGUUCCACCAAUUGAAAUGGUCUACCUUUUAAUCUCAAACAAUCACUUGUUUGGGGAGAUUUCUUCUGAACUUUGCAAAGCUAAUUCCCUUGAAAUUCUCGACCUUUCACACAACAACUUAAGUGGGGUGAUUCCUAAUUGUCUUCCUGACUUGAGCAAAAAUCUUUUUGUGUUGAAUUUGCAAGUGAAUAGGUUUCGUGGAAAUAUGCCAUCAAUGUUUCCAAAGGGAUGCAAAAUACAAAAUUUCAAUUUGCAUGGAAAUCAAAUGGAAGGCCUAUUACCUAGAUCCUUGGUGAAUUGUAGCAUGUUAGAGGUUCUAGACAUUGGCAACAACAACAUAAAGGACACAUUUCCCUAUUGGUUGGAAUCACUUCCCAAGCUGCAAGUGCUUAUUCUAAGGUCAAACAAAUUUCAUGGUUUUGUGAGCAACACCAAAGCAAAUUCAUCUUUCUCCAAGUUACGGGUUUUGGACCUAUCUGACAAUAAUUUUGUUGGUCCUUUGCCUAUGCACUACAUUGAAAAUCUCAAAGCUAUGGUAAAUGCUCACGAAGAUGGCAACUCCGCACAAUACAUGGGGGAAAGAUACAUGGGGGAAAGAUACAUGGGGAGAAGUUUCUCAUAUGAAUUUUCAAUAGUUGUGAUAUUGAAAGGAUUGAGCAUUGAAAUGGAGAAAGUUUUGACCGUAUUUACAAGCUUUGAUCUCUCAAAAAACAAGUUUGCGAGAGAGAUUCCAAAGGUUAUUGGGAAGCUUAGUUCUCUUAAAGGACUUAAUCUUUCCUAUAACAACUUUAGUGGUCAGAUUCCACAUUCACUUCAGAACUUGACCAAUCUCGAAUGGUUGGACCUAUCUUCCAAUGAGCUGGUCGGGGAAAUUCCACAGGAGUUGGUAUCUUUGACAUCACUCUCUGUUCUAAACCUUUCCAAUAAUCAACUUGUCGGAUGUAUACCACAAGGCAAUCAAUUCAACACCUUUGGAAACAGUUCGUAUGAGGGAAACCUUAGAUUAUAUGGAUUUCCAUUAACAAAAUCUUGUGAUGGAAAUGGGCUGCCGCAACAACCACCAAGCUCCUUCCAUGGAAAAGAUCAUGAGUUAUGGGAAUUUGGUUGGAGAGUUGUGCUUCUAGGGUAUGGAUGUGGAUUUGUGUUUGGACUACUAAUAGGCUUUGAUCUCUCAAAAAACAAGUUUGGUGGAGAGAUACCAAAAGUUAUUGGAAAGCUUAGGUCUCUCAAAGGACUUAAUCUUUCUCAUAACAACCUUAAUGGUUCUAUUCCACAUUCACUUGGGAACUUAACCAAUCUCGAAUGGUUGGACCUAUCUUCCAAUGAGCUAGUCGGGGAAAUUCCGCAAGAGUUGGUAUCUUUAACAUCACUUGCCGUUCUAGACCUUUCCAACAAUCAACUCGACGGAUGCAUACCACAAGGCAAUCAAUUCAACACCUUUGAAAACAGUUCAUAUGAGGGAAACCCUAGGUUAUACGGAUUUCCAUUAACAAAAUCUUGUGAUGGAAAUGGGACGCUGCAACAACCACCAGGCUCCUUCCAUGGAAAAGAUCAUGAGUUAUGGGAAUUUGGUUGGAGAGUUGUGCUGCUAGGGUAUGGAUGCGGAUUGGUGUUUGGACUACUAAUGGGGUAUUUUGCCUUCCAAACUGGAAAACCAAAAUGGUUUGUGACUUUGUUUGCUGGCCAACAUAAUCAAAAAGCAAGGAAUGUGAAGAAAGCUUGAACAUGUCCUCAAAGAAGAACUUGUAGAUUUGUUGACUAAGACCUCAGUGUUUCCUAAAUGUUCUUGUUUUGAUUGAAUUGUGUUUUUUUUUUAUGACAUGCAUAAUCUUUUCAUCUUCCCUUUGUACUUUAUAAUUCUCUAUCUCUGUUAGAAAAUAUGUUUAAAAGGUCAGCUCAAUGUAAUUACUGUUGAAUACAAUAAACUUAAAUAAAUUUC
Rubroshorea leprosula is the source of this 3285-nucleotide messenger RNA. The record is from the annotation of a GenBank genome assembly. NCBI's taxonomy places the organism in Eukaryota, Viridiplantae, Streptophyta, Magnoliopsida, Malvales, Dipterocarpaceae.